AUGACAGGAGAGGGAUUAGGGUCGUGUGGAUGGCCAAUAUGGCGAAUUGACGACUUUACCGUGUGCUUUCAAUCCGACUACCUCAAGAUUCUCUUCCCUGCAGUUAUAAUAGGUCUUUCCCUGGUAAACCUUGUCGUACAAAGUAUUCUGCGAAGAGUCAAGAGAAGCCGCGCCAGCAACUACAACCAAAUACCACAACAUCUAGAUCAUACCGAGCUACCGCCUGAAGAGGAGGACAGUCUAAGUACAGACGACGAUGAGGAAGGUCUCUCAAUCGCUCAGAAUGGCGGCGGCAGGCUCGCCCUGGUCAAGACCACGACAAGAGGCUCUAUCGUCCAAGCCGACACACCGCCUGGCCAGCAGAUUUCUGUUGUCAUCGAAGAGCUGGCUAUAGUCGGACUGCUGGCUAUCAACAUCUACGCUUUGGUCGCGCACGCUUACCUUGGACGGGGUCAGAUUUCUGCCCUCGUGGGUGUCGUGACCUGGGUCUACGUGCUGUCGCUUGCUACCUUGCGCCUCUUCCUCGAGCACACGAAAUGGCGCGUACCGCACGUUUGGAACCACACGGCCACCAUCUACGCCUGCCAGUGGACCUUCAGCCUCAUUCUCUUCCGUUCCGUUCUUAUCCAUCCCAGCUCCCAGCUGGCUCAAAUCCUCACCAUUGCCGAUUUUGCUUUGACGACCCUGCUGUUUGGCAUGGCUAUGACCACUAGGAAGGGCAACAAGACCGUCUUGUUGGAGUGGGAGGGCGAAAUCGAGCCAUCGCGUGAACCUUUGGCUUCAGUCUUCUCGUUGCUGACUUUUGGCUGGGUCGACGAUAUCCUAUGGAAAGGAUAUAAGAAGACAUACGAGAUUGGAAUGGUCUGGAAUCUGUUGCCAAAGGACAAGGCUGCCAGUAUUUUGUCAGAUUACCGCCAAAUCAAGAAGACGACGAGUCUCGCAUUACACCUGGCCAAAUAUUUCAAAGGCCCCCUAGCCGUACAAGCUAUUUGGGCCGUUGUGUCUGGAGUACUGACCUUUAUACCAACGUUGCUGUUAAAAGCUAUUUUGCAAUACGUCGAGCAUCCCGAUGACGCGCCGAUUAACGUCCUUUGGCUUUAUGUUAUCCUCCUGCCCGUCGCGGACAUUAUCAGAUCUGUGGCAGAUGGACAGGCGCUAUGGAUUGGACGUAAGAUCUGCAUCAAGAUCAGAGCCAUCAUAAUUGGAGAAAUCUACGCCAAGGCACUGCGCCGCAAAGCAGCCAGUGCGGAGAAGGCUGCACCCGGAGACUCCAAGAAUGUCAAGGAGACGAGACUUCAAAAGCUGAAGAAAUGGGUCGGUCUUGGCAAGAAGAAGGACACGAAGAAUACGGAUGGUGGAAAUACGCCCAAGGAUACCGAUAAUGACCCAGCGAAAUCAGCCGACGAGCAAGCGAACCUCGGCACCAUCAUCAACCUCAUGUCCGUCGACAGUUUCAAGAUCAGCGAGGUUACGUCGUAUCUUCACUUCCUUUUCGCACAUGCCCCUUCUCAGCUUAUCGUUGCCAUUGGACUUCUCUGGCAAGUGAUGGGCCUAAGCGCCAUUCCAGGUCUCGUUGUCAUGCUCUUCCUCCUUCCAGUCAAUAUUCUCCUUGCCAAAGGUUUCCAUGUCACCCAGAAGAAAAUCAUGGCAGCGACCGACAAGCGCAUCCACACCACAAACGAAGUGCUCACAAACAUCCGCAUCAUCAAGUAUUUUGCGUGGGAGCAGCGAUUUAGUGAGACUGUUAACGAUAAGAGGAGUGCUGAGCUCAAGGCUUUGCAAUCCCGUUACAUGAUAUGGGCACUUGCUGUUGCUAUUUGGAACACCGUGCCUGUUUUAAUUACCUUCUUCUCGUUCCUCGUCUACACCAAGAUUGAGAAAAAGCCCUUGUAUCCUUCCAUUGCCUUCACUGCUAUUUCCUUGUUCAUGCUUCUUCGCGUACCGCUAGACCAGCUUGGUGACAUGCUAGCCCAUGUUCAGGAGGCAAAGGUUUCAAUUGAUCGUGUUGAAGAUUUUUUGAAUGAAGAGGAGACUGAAAAGUAUAAGCUCCUGGGCCCAGACAACGUUGAUGAGAGCGGCAAGAAGGCAAUCGGCUUCCGCGAUGCUACGUUCAUCUGGGGCAACAAGGAUGCUGUUGCUGAGGAUGGAUCUGUGGCUUUCCGCUUGCUGGACCUCAACUGCGACUUCAAAAUUGGCAAACUCAAUGUAAUUGCAGGCCCUACUGGAUCUGGAAAGACUUCAUUGCUCAUGGCAUUGCUCGGCGAGAUGUCUAUGCAAAAAGGCAAAGUCUACCUUCCCGGUGGUCGAAGCAGAGAGGAUGUCCGCGCCGAUCCUGAGACUGGCCUCGCCGAGACUUGCGCGUACGUGGCCCAGAGCGCUUGGUUGGUAAACGCAAACAUCAAAGAGAAUAUUCUGUUCUCUGCGCAAUAUGACGAGAAGCGAUACCGGGACGUCAUCAUUGCCUGUGCACUCGAGCGGGAUUUGGAGAUUCUGGACAACGGCGAUGAGACGCUUGUUGGUGAAAAGGGCAUCACGUUAUCCGGAGGCCAAAAGCAGCGUAUCUCUCUCGCUCGCGCCGUCUACUCCAACUCCAAGCAUCUUCUCUUGGAUGAUUGUCUGAGCGCUGUUGAUUCGCAUACUGCACAGUGGAUUUUCGACAACUGCAUGCAAGGUCCUUUGAUGAAGGACCGCACUUGCAUACUCGUGACCCACAACGUUACGCUUUGUGCUCCAUCAUCCGAGUACGUUGUGGUCCUCGACAACGGUCGCGUCUCCGCUCAAGGCUCGUCAUUGGAGGUAAUUGGAAGUGGUGCCUUGGGCGAGGAACUUCAAAAUAAGUCACGGCCCUCGUCAGCUCACCAUGUAUCUACUAUACCAUCUCGUGUCCCUUCUAGUGUUGGCGAGGAAAGCGAUGAAACCCUUGUGGAUAAUGGAGGCAGCGAGACGAUCAAUGGCAAACCCAAGGAUCAGAAGAAGGAGAAGAAGAAGGCUGAUGCAAUGGAAGAGACCAAAGCCACAGGUGCCGUCAAAUGGUCUGUUGUCAAGCUGUACCUCAGUGCUAUGGGCAAGUGGUGGUUCUGGGUCAUUGUGGUUGUGGUAUUUGCAGGCCAGCAGCUCUCCAGUGUCGCCUCAAACCUUUGGAUUAGAGAAUGGGCCAACCAGUACACAAUCGACGACCAGUCUGUUUCCAAGAUUCAGUUCAGCACAUUCUCCCAGACUCCCAUCAGCUCAACCAUCUCCCCAACCUACUUCGCAUCCAUUGCCACUUAUGUGAAGGAUCAGCAGAUUUUCAGCCCUGCGGAGUAUUCUGCGGCCAGCGCUCCCAAGGAAGUCAACGUGGACUACUACCUCUUCAUCCUUGCGGUAAUAGGAAUUGCUGGCGCAUUCUUUGCGUUGGUAAGAGACCUGUGGCUGUUCUUUGGCUCCCUCACGGCCUCCAAGGAUCUGCAUAAGAGGCUUAUGGGUUCUGUCGCGAGAGCGAAGUUCAAGUUCUUUGACGUCACCCCUCUCGGUCAGCUAAUGAACCGAUUCAGCAAGGAUUUAGAGGCCAUUGAUCAAGAAGUUGCACCAGUUGCCAUUGGUGUUAUGAGCUGCGCACUGGCGAUUGUGGUCACUGUUGUUCUGAUUGCCGCCAUCACACCGGGAUUCUUGAUUGCCGGCGUUUUCAUCACUGGGCUUUACAUUCUGGUCGGCAUGUUCUACCUUCGUGCAUCGAGAGAUCUCAAACGACUCGAGUCAGUCCACCGCAGCCCCCUCUUCCAGCAAUUUGGCGAAACACUGUCUGGCGUUACCACCAUUCGUGCUUAUGGUGACGAGAGACGUUUUAUCCGCGAGAAUCUAACCAAGAUCAAUACCCAAUCGCGUCCGUUCAUCUAUCUCUGGGCCGCUAACAGAUGGCUUGCGUUCCGAACUGACUGCUUGGGCGAUCUUGUGGCUUUUUUCGCUGGUGUAUUUGUCAUCUUCAGUAUCGGACAUCUUGAUGCUGGCUCUGCCGGUCUCUCACUCAGCUAUGCCAUUGGUUUCUCUGACAAUAUUCUUUGGCUUGUCCGACUGUAUGCCAUGAACGAACAGAAUAUGAACUCGGUCGAGCGCGUCAAGGAAUACCUCGACAUUGAGCAGGAAGCGGAGCCUAUCAAUGAGAAGAAUCGCCCUGCGAAGAGUUGGCCGGCACAGGGUUCCGUCGAAUUCAUCGGAUACUCCACAAGAUAUCGAGAGGACUUGGACCCUGUUCUUCGCGACCUGACUUUUAAGAUCAAACCAUACGAGAAGGUCGGUAUCGUUGGCCGAACCGGUGCUGGCAAGAGUUCCCUAGCCCUUGCCCUCUUCCGUGCUUUAGAGGCUGAGAAGGGCAAAAUCUUGAUCGAUGAUGUCGAUAUUGGGCAGAUCGGGCUCAGGGAUCUUCGAGAGGCCAUUACCAUUGUGCCCCAAGAUCCAACCCUCUUCACCGGAACUCUUCGAACGAAUCUUGAUCCUUUCGAUAUAUACACGGACGAAGACAUCUUCACGGCGCUACGCAGAGUACAGUUGAUUGGGCCGGAUGAGAACCCUGUGACGCCAGUCACCCCAACAGCCACACGGCGAACAUUGCCCAGUGAUGCUGAAGUACAAGCUGGUGGAGUUUCGACGCCAACUGCAACUAACAAGAACAUCUUCUUGGAUUUGUCUUCGCCAGUCGCUGAGUCGGGGUCGAACCUGUCGCAAGGACAGCGACAGCUGCUCUGCCUUGCUCGUGCCAUGCUCAAGCAACCCAAGGUUCUAAUCAUGGACGAAGCAACGGCCUCGAUCGACUAUGCCACGGAUUCUCAAAUCCAAGCCACCAUUCGUGAUCUGAAGGGUACCACGAUAACCAUUGCUCAUCGACUCGCAACCAUUGUAGACUAUGACAAGGUUCUUGUUUUAGAUCACGGCGAGGUCAAGGAGUUUGCACACCCGUGGGAGCUCUUGAAGAAAUCAGAUGGAAUCUUCAAGUCCAUGUGUGAGACCAGUGGCGAUUUCGAGAGCCUUCAAAAAGCUGCCAAAAAGGCCUUUGAGGCGAAGCGACUCGUCGAUGAUGAGUAG
Molecule: messenger RNA, 5058 nt
Organism: Truncatella angustata
Lineage: Eukaryota; Fungi; Ascomycota; Sordariomycetes; Amphisphaeriales; Sporocadaceae
Product: ABC transporter type 1, transmembrane domain-containing protein
Exons: 2
Coding region: 1-5058 (1685 amino acids)
Biological process (GO): transmembrane transport
Cellular component (GO): fungal-type vacuole membrane; fungal-type vacuole
Molecular function (GO): ABC-type peptide transporter activity; ATP hydrolysis activity; ATP binding
Source: RefSeq, a predicted model, not a curated record